AUUUAUCUGCUGUCCACUUUGAAUCUUUAGUUCUUGGUGUUCAUCAUUUCUGCUCUUUUGUCUCUGUGAUCUUCAGGCUUUCCAUCGACAUGUCCUUGCUCCUGUUUCAGUGGGUAAGAAGAGGCAGAGUGGUCUGUCCACUGGCUGUUGAAGAGCUUUCUCUUGUGCCUAAGAAAGCCCGACCAUCACAGAGAGUAAUGUUGAGGGCUGUCAGUAGUUUGGCUUCCCUGCUGAGAUACUGGACAGUCGGACGGUUAGACCUGACUGAGACCUGCAUCCCUGCUCAGGGUCUCAUUACACUGUUGCUCCAUGAUGGUCCUCUAACAGUCAAACUGAGUGAAGAGAGCUUCCAGCAGCUUUUGUGUCUCCUCCAUGAAAUCCAGGACAAGGACUUGACGUUGUCCUUCUUCAGUAAGGUUGGUGGAGACCUGACCUCCUGCUGUCUGAACUGGGAGCUUCUUCACUAUCUGCUGCAGCAGUCGUCAGCUCAGACCAUCACUGUGGACCUGAGGAAGAACCUCUUCUUACAGGAGGAAACCACACGUCUGCUUCCCUUUCUGGACAGGAUUGUGUUUAAAAGGCCCAGUCCCAGCUUUGUGCUGAGCUCCAUCAGAGAGCUCUACAGAGCUCAUGACAGUCACGCUGUACCCAGUUUACUGAGGUCACUUGGUCAUGUGAUCAACCUGAGCAGCAGAGAGCUGGACUCAGUGGACUGUGCUGCUCUGAUCUUCAUCCUCAAACAUGGAGACGGAGUCAAACUGAACCUCCUGUGGACCUCCAUACCAGCAGAGGGAGUAGAGUCCAUCCUCUUCAUGCUGGACAAAGUUUCUCAUCUCAGUGUUGACAGGAAUCAGCUGCUGAGGUUCAUCCACUGCUGUGCUGCCUGUGACGUUCAGCAGGAGGCAGCGUCAGGCCUGCUGAGGACUCUGCAGCACAGCUUGGAUCUGUCCUGCUCCUCCUGUGUGGAGCUACCAGAGGAGGAUCAGCCUGAGCCUCUGAGUCUGACCGCUGAUGACUGCAGGGCCGUCUCCACCAUCCUGACACACAGCAGCCGAGACACACAGCUCGACCUGCGAGACUGUGAGGUGGAGGACAGCGUGCUGGACCUGCUGUUUCCUGUCCUCCACAGGGUCCGCCUCAGAGUCAGUAAAACUGUCCUCCUCCAGCUGCUGUCUCUGGUUCCUGAGAACAGUGAGAGGGACACAGUGAGGCGGGCGGUGUCCCUGUGUGGAGCCCUGGGUGGAGAGCUGGAUCUCAGUCACAGCACGCUGGAUCAGAGGGCCUGUGGGGCUUUGGUCCAGAUGCUGGACUCGUGUGAAGGGCUGACAGAGCUGGACCUCAGUCACUGUCAGCUCACUGACCAGCUGCUGCUCCCUCUCAUCACACAUCUGCACAAAGUCCAAGUGCUGGAUCUGAGUCACAAUCAGAUCACUGAUGCUUCGACUGAUGCGUUGCUCCAGCUGCUCUCCAUCAACCCCUCCAUCGACUGUGUGCGACUUUACAGCAACAACAUCGUCGACAGAGCAGCUUUCAAGGAACACAAGCAGUUUGAGAUCUGGUGA
Molecule: messenger RNA, 1562 nt
Organism: Oreochromis aureus
Lineage: Eukaryota; Metazoa; Chordata; Actinopteri; Cichliformes; Cichlidae
Exons: 7
Coding region: 90-1562 (490 amino acids)
Molecular function (GO): protein binding
Source: RefSeq, a predicted model, not a curated record